Molecule: messenger RNA, 936 nt
Organism: Pogona vitticeps (central bearded dragon)
Lineage: Eukaryota; Metazoa; Chordata; Lepidosauria; Squamata; Agamidae
Product: olfactory receptor 5V1-like
Biological process (GO): G protein-coupled receptor signaling pathway
Cellular component (GO): membrane
Molecular function (GO): G protein-coupled receptor activity; olfactory receptor activity
Source: RefSeq, a predicted model, not a curated record
AUGGAUGCUGAGAAUCAGACGCAGAUCAGAGAGUUUAAACUCUUGGGAUUUCCCAGCCAUCCAAGCUAUCAGAUCACCCUCUCCCUCUUGUUCCUGGCCACCUACGUGGUGACUGUCAUGGGCAAUCUCACUAUCCUAACCCUGGUCAUCCGGGAUUCCCGUCUCCACAGCCCCAUGUACUUCUUCCUCAGCCAUCUCUCCUUCUUAGAUAUUUGCCUGUCCUCCACUGUGGUUCCCAAGAUCUUGGUGAACGUUGUGCGCCAGAGACACACCAUCUCCUACAAUGGGUGCCUGGCGCAGGUCUUCUUCCUGAUCGGCUUUGCUGGAACUGAACCUGCCCUGCUGGCCAUCAUGGCCUACGACCGCUAUGCUGCCAUUUGCCGGCCUUUGCACUACACCCACCUCAUGAGUAGAAGGCUAUGUAACCAAUGCACUGCAGCCAUUUGGUUCUGGGGUUUCCUGGACGCAGCAGUUCAUGCGGCUGUCGCCUCCAAGCUGUCGUUCUGUGGGGUCAGCCAGAUUCCCCACAUCUACUGUGAUGUCCCACCACUAAUAGAAAUUGCUUGCAGUGACACACAUGUUAACGAAGUGAUUAAUCACAUCACAAGCACUUUUGUGGCCCUGGUGCCCUUCCUCUUCAUCUUCAUUUCCUAUCUCUACAUCCUGGCCUCCAUCCUGCACAUCCGUUCCAGCACCGGCCGGCGCAAGGCUUUCUCCACCUGUGGGUCCCACAUCACCGUGGUCACCCUCUACAUUGGAAAUGCGCUUCUGAAUUACAACCGCCCCAUCGCUGGCUACUCUUUGGAGGUCGACACUCUGGUCUCCACCAUGUUCUGCAUCGUCACCCCCAUGCUGAACCCCCUCAUCUACAGCCUGCGCAACCAGGAAGUCCGGGAAGCCCUGAGGAAGGUUCUGCAUCACCAGAGGAUACGUUAA